CCGGUCUAUUGGAGCAGUUGUCAGGGAAACCCGCCUUCAGCAGGACUGUUUCAGUGGAAGGUGUUCAGUUCAGCUCUGUUCUGCUUCAGUCAGAUGACAGACCGCCGGUAGCCGCGGGUUUUCGGUGAAUUCACGUCUUUUCUUUCGGUUCCGGUGACUUUAAGCCCGGUCCAACAUGACCCAACAAGCCGCGGCUCUGCAGACCUACAACAACGAACUGGUCAAGUGUAUCGAGGACCUUCACUCCAAACGGGACGAGCUGAACCGUCAGAUAAAGCUGGAGGAGGAGGAGAGGGAGCGUCUGCAACACGACAUCCGCGUCCUGAGCGAGAAACUUAGCCGUGUCAACGAGAGUCUGACGCAGAGACUGGCCGCCCGGGCCACGUUGGACCGAACCGUGGCCGAGAGCGAGGCCGCCUACACCAAGAUCCUGGAGAGUUCCCAGUCCCUCCUCAGCGUCCUGAAGCAGGAGGCCGGAAACCUGAGCAGAGCCACAGAACCACGCAGACGGGACCACUGACUGGGACCAGGACCAGAACCAGGACCCUGAACCAGGAGCAGAGCCACAGAGCCUCGCAGACAGGACCAGUACCACUGACUAGGACCAGAACCAGAACCCUGAUUGCUUUACUCUCAUGACCUGUUCUUUAAUAUGCGAUUGUUUUAUUGCACAGAACUUAUUUAAUGUAAAUUCUUCCAAUUUUCUAAUAAAAAUGUCAUAAAAAUGA
This is a messenger RNA of Sphaeramia orbicularis (orbiculate cardinalfish), 728 nucleotides long. Its product is annotated as Sjoegren syndrome nuclear autoantigen 1-like. The transcript has 3 exons. Gene Ontology annotation, cellular component: axon; ciliary basal body; centrosome. The coding region runs from base 176 to 520 and encodes 114 amino acids. The record is from RefSeq and is a predicted model, not a curated record. Gene Ontology annotation, biological process: axon extension. Lineage: Eukaryota; Metazoa; Chordata; Actinopteri; Kurtiformes; Apogonidae.